CAACAACUACACAGUUCAAACGAUAACUCCCAACCGAGUGCUUUGAAGGUGCCUUGGAAACACUUUGCGGAACAAACUUUGUCAGUUUGCUUUCAAUUAGAAGAGAGCUUUUCUCGUGCUCCUUUUCCAAGGUUUCUAGAGGCUUUGAUGUAUAAUAUAAUUUUGAACGCUUACCGACAAAAUGGUAAAGAUACGGACGCUCUUCAGAUAGCUGAAAGGACGGUAAAGAAUUUUGAUAUCGUAGGAGCUAUUGAUUAUCUUCUCGAACAAUUUCAGAAACGAUAUUUAUUUUUGAUGAUAGACGAACUUAGCCACCUAAGUGACCUCAGCAAAUACUAUAGUGAACUUACCAUGAAACAGUUCGUCGAGUCCCAUCCAGGUUAUAUCCCGUAUCGCAAAUUUUUUCGAAUUGUAUAUGAGUUGCUUGAUACAGGAAAAGUUAUCUUGUAUCUUGCUGGGCGAACAGCUGAAAUCUCAGUCCCCUUGUCUGAUACUAGCUCCAGUAGAGUGAGUCUCCAUAUGUUGCGGUUGAAUCCCUUUAACCUCCAUGAUAUUAACGAAUAUAUUGAGCUGGCAACUUAUGAUGGAAAGUCCUUGAAGGACUGGUUAUUGCCCUCAGAUGAUUUACGACAUCGAUUCGUAGAAUUGUUGAAAAAGAAGACAGGAGGUAUUCCGUUGAUUGUAAGGAAUACUUUACUAGCCCUAGUAGGGAAACUUGCAAACUUAUCUCAACCUGUUAUCAACGAUGAAAAUAUGGAACCCUUAUUAGAUAGAAUCUUUCACUUGGUACUACUAGAGUCGGUAACUUUUAUUAUUCCGGAGAUACCUGAUUCCGCACCCCUUCUUCGAUAUCAAUAUUGUCCUUUCGAAUUAUCUGCUCGGAACAAUUUUUCCAAUCGGAUUUGCAAUUACUAUAUGUGGAACGAGAACUUAUUUGAUGGACUUGGUUGCAACUUUUGGGUUUUACUCUGAAAUUUGUGAAACUGACGGGAUUGACUUGGGCACUAAGUUCAAGAUUGGUUGUUGUGAAUUUAUAUUGAGAGCUCAUAGCAACUAUAACUUUUUCCGUGAGGCUACUGAACUUUUUCCUUUAUCUCCGUUUAGUUAUAUUCCGG
This is a messenger RNA of Galdieria sulphuraria, 1115 nucleotides long. Its product is annotated as archaeal ATPase. The transcript has a single exon. Bases 148 to 972 code for a protein of 274 amino acids. The record is from RefSeq and is a predicted model, not a curated record. Lineage: Eukaryota; Rhodophyta; Bangiophyceae; Galdieriales; Galdieriaceae.